AUGAUGGCUUCACCUCUCUUAUCCCGGGCUGCUGCUCUCCGGCGGCCGUCGUCUUUCCGUACAAUUACUGCAGGUCCAUCACAAUGGAUCCGCCACGCCAGCUCAUCCGGGCCAACGCCACGUUCUGGUGCUCGCGUUUUUGGUCUAUUGACCGUCAUGGCCGCAUCUGGUGCCGGUGCCCUUUGGGCGUACCCGUAUUUCGUUACCCAGCCCAAGCCAGCCGGCCCCAAACCGCUGGAGAAGGCUGAGAUCGUCUACGAGAAGCCCCGGAAGAAGGCCGCGUCCAAGGAGGAGAGCCGCGAUAUUGUGAGCUCACAGCAUCUGCAAGUCAAGAAGAGCUGGGAGCAUCCCGGCGUCUACGCUUGGGGGUCGAAUGCCGGGAAGGUGGUUGCGCCUGAUUCGGACGAGGCCGUCAUCAAAACACCCCGACGAAUCCCCUACUUUGACGGUCAAAUCCUCCGUGAUCUCAAGCUGGAUCGCGAUUUCGGCGUUGCCGUCAACGAGAAGGGUGACCUAUUGCAGUGGGGUGCCGGCUUCUCCAAGGAUGCCGUUGCCCCGGCCGUCACCUUGAAGGGCAUGAACAUCGCAAAGAUCGCCAUCUCGCGAGACCGCAUCAUUGCCCUUUCGUCCAAUGGGUCCGUUUAUUCCAUCCCGGUCGCGAAGUCCGACCAGGCGACAGGCGAGAAACAAACCAGCAAGUCAUCAUGGCUCCCGUUCUGGUCCUCCGAAACAGCCACCAGCUACCGACCGCUCAACCCCGAGAAUCUAGGCUGGGGGGAGAAGGUUGUUGACGUCAAGAGUGGGCUGCAGCACUGUCUGUUGCUGACUUCGAAGGGCCGCGUCUUCUCGGCCGCUUCGAGCUCCGAGGAGUUCCCUUCCAAGGGCCAACUCGGUGUGCCCGGCUUGACAUGGCAGACACGGCCAUCCGGCCGCCCGUAUGACCAGCCGCACGAGGUGAAGUCCCUAAGCGGUUCCAACAUCAAGUCCAUUGCCACAGGCGCCUUCCACUCGCUGGCUCUUGACGAUAAGGGGAGAGUGUUUUCGUUUGGAGACAACACCACGGGCCAGCUCGGGCGUGAGACGCCGAUCGGAGCUGCUGUCGACACACCGUCGCCGCUUCCCAUCAGCCAGCUCUACAGCGGCACCAACAUGCUGGCCAAGGUCACCGCCAUCGCUGCGGGCGGACAGAACAGUUACUUCACCGUAGACGCAACCAAGACCCAGAGCCACACGCCGAGCGAAGCUGGCCGGACCGUCGCCGACACGUGGGCCUGUGGCGCAGGCAUCCACGGCGGGCUAGGCACCGGGAAGUGGACGCACAUCUCGGCGACGCCGACCAAGAUCAAGUCGCUGUCCAGCCUGUACGAGUACGACGAGGGGGCGAACCGCAUCACGCCGAUCCGGCUGGCGCAGCUGGCCGUCGGCAGCACGCACGCGUGCGCCAUCCUCGACAACCUGACGCGGCUGACGGCGUCGCGCGCCUCGCCGUCCGAGACCGACACCAACUUCGGCGCCGACGUCCUCUGGUGGGGCGGCAACGAGCACUACCAGCUGGGCACCGGCAAGCGCAACAACGCCAACGUGCCCGUCUACAUCGGCCCGCUCGACGGCGGCCAGGCCGAUGCCCAGGUCGGCAGGAAGGGCGAGGACCACCGCUUCCAGAUCACGCCCCGGACCAAGGUGCGGCUGGGCGAGGAUGGGAAGGGCAGGAUGGCGAGUGUGGAGCAGAGGGUGGAGUGCGGUCGCUCUGUCACGGCCGUUUACUCGGCGGCCUGA
Chaetomium fimeti is the source of this 1776-nucleotide messenger RNA. RefSeq names its product regulator of chromosome condensation 1/beta-lactamase-inhibitor protein II. Gene Ontology annotation, biological process: mitochondrial respiratory chain complex III assembly. Gene Ontology annotation, cellular component: mitochondrial inner membrane. The transcript has a single exon. The record is from RefSeq and is a predicted model, not a curated record. NCBI's taxonomy places the organism in Eukaryota, Fungi, Ascomycota, Sordariomycetes, Sordariales, Chaetomiaceae. Bases 1 to 1776 code for a protein of 591 amino acids.